This is a messenger RNA of Limulus polyphemus (Atlantic horseshoe crab), 2176 nucleotides long. Its product is annotated as NADPH oxidase 5-like. The transcript is spliced from 9 exons. Bases 1 to 2112 code for a protein of 703 amino acids. NCBI's taxonomy places the organism in Eukaryota, Metazoa, Arthropoda, Merostomata, Xiphosura, Limulidae. Gene Ontology annotation, cellular component: plasma membrane; NADPH oxidase complex. The record is from RefSeq and is a predicted model, not a curated record. Gene Ontology annotation, molecular function: superoxide-generating NAD(P)H oxidase activity; calcium ion binding. Gene Ontology annotation, biological process: defense response; superoxide anion generation.
AUGCGCUCGCAAUCAACAUUUGAUAUAGGGACACUAAACAAGGUUGAAGAAGUGUUCAGGCAACAUGUUGGAGACAACCAGGAGCUACAACUUGACCAGUUCAAGGAAAUCGUCCAGUCGAAGAACACGUUCUUCAGCGAGCGUAUGUUCAAGCUAUAUGAUACUGACAACUCUGGGUCAGUGUCUCUCGAAGAGUUUCUAAGUGGGAUUAAGAAAUUCGCCCAACAGGGUCCAGAAGAAAAACUGAAGGUCGUAUUCGACAUCUAUGAUAUAGACGGUGACGGAUUCCUUGAGAGAGCCGAAUUAUACACUGUAGUCAAGGCGUGUAUGCAGGAAAAUGGUCUGAGCUUUACUAAUGACCAGAUAGAAGACCUGACCGGCACUUUAUUUGAAAAAGCCGACGUUGAUCACAGUGGGUCAAUCUCUUUUCAAGAAUUUCGAACCCAAUUAGAGCGAUACCCUGGUCUGACUGAGAACUUGUCAAUCAGUGUGGAGAAAUGGCUCUUGCCACCCCUUCGAAGAUCUCUAAUGAAUCGUCUCAAAGAUUGUUUACCUCGGAUGCUGACGUGGCAAUAUAUACGUAACAACAGCGUCAGUGUUGCUUUUCUAUUGGUCUACCUUGCGAUCAAUAUUACUCUUUUUGUGACGCAGAGCGUUCAGAUGAUGAAGACGGAGGAGUCUCCGGGAGACAUGCUUACGAAGCUGUUCAAUCAGCCUAUUCCGAGUUUUGAUAUAUUUAUGAGCAGCGAACAUACACUCUCGUUACACGUCAGAGCAGUGGGAGAGUGGACAAAUCAGCUGUGGACUUAUUUCGACAAACAAAAUAAGUUUUCUGAAGAUGCUAGUUACUAUGUCCCCAAUAAACAAUAUUUUCCGGACAUAGAAGAAAAGUGCGCUUUUCUAACACGAUCACCACCAACAUAUGACGUCACUUCGGAUCGACAAGAUGGUCAACAGAAAGAUUACAUUGACCCUGGUACAUCUGUAAACAGUGAUGUGAGUCGAGAAAAGGAAACGCACGAAGAGAAUAGCCCCAGAAAUACGAAUAAAGGUAGCAACAAGGAUGACAUGUUGCAAGACCAGAUACAGGAAGGGGCAAAUCCCUUAAACGAAGAUCGUAACAACAACAUGUUGCAAGACCAGAUACAGGAAGGGGCAAAUCCCUUAAACGAAGAUGGUAACAACGAUAAAUGUUUACAAAAAUCAGGCCAACAAUGUGUAACUCCAAAGAAUCGAUAUGAAGAAGAAAUAAAACUGGAAAUAGAAAGAUCAUCUUCAUCUGACUCGACCAGGAGGAGAGCUAGAAUUCCCCACCCGAAGAAGAGACUACUUGAUGCCACCCUUAAGGAGGGUGGGUUUAGAAAAACCUUGCCAACAGUCGUAUUUCCUAUAGCCUGGGAAAGUGGUGAGGAGGAGGAGAAACUUGGAGAAUUCCCAACAUUUUCAUGGAAUAAAACACUUGACACAAAACACGUCAUUGAAGCGAAGAAACCGUUAAAGGUGGUCUUGGAAGGUCCUUACGGUUUGUCAACCCGACAGAUUUUCUGGUCUCAGCACGCUGUGCUCAUAGGUACUGAGAUAGGAGUGACACCGUUUGCUAGCAUAUUGCAGAGUAUCAUGAUAAGGUACCAACAAUCCAGAAUGAAGUGCCCCAGCUGUGAUCAUCAAUGGCUGAACCUCAUUCCGCGCACCAGUCGCGAACUUCGUAAGGUUGAUUUCAUUUGGCUAAACCAGGAACAGCGAUCAUUCGAAUGGUUUAUCAGUCUUCUGAGUGACCUCGAAAUUCAGCAGGCAGAGACUGAAAGCACAGAUGACCGCUUUUUGGACAUUCACAUCUUCAUUACGUCGGCUCUUCACGUGAAUGAUAUGAAGGCUCUGGGCCUACAGUUGGCGCUAGAUUUGCUUCACGAAAAAUCGACAAGAUGUUUAAUUACUGGUUUGAAAACUAGGACGCAGCCAGGCCAACCAGACUGGGACAGGAUGUUUCGGGAGUUGUCUGACCAAAGGAAGGGAAAAGUAACCGUUUUCUACUGUGGACCUCCGAACUUGGACAGGAUUCUUCGUAAAAAGUGUAAUGAAUAUAAUUUCUGGUUUAGGAAAGAGAAUUUCUGAAGAACAAGUUUUAAAACGGAGGUGUGAAUCCCUUGAAUAAAGUUAAAUCUUCAAUCACCCCAGA